Epinephelus lanceolatus (giant grouper) is the source of this 965-nucleotide messenger RNA. The record is from RefSeq and is a predicted model, not a curated record. NCBI's taxonomy places the organism in Eukaryota, Metazoa, Chordata, Actinopteri, Perciformes, Serranidae.
UGUGCUUGACUGAAGUACUUGCCAAAGAUCAUUUGUCUAACAACUGUGUCUCCUGGUGUCUGGUUUGGUGGAAGAUGGCAGCAGUGACCUUCUGGGCAGCAGUGUUGCUCACUUACGGAGUCUCUACAGGAAUUGCAAUGUCAGCUGGGCCCUCGGCUGGGGCCUCGGCUGGGGCAAACGACAUCCUUAGACUGGACAUGGCUCCACACUCUGUUGACGACAUGUACGAUGGCUGCAAAGAUGAGAUGUACCAGAAUCUCCAAGAAUUACUGGCAAAUGAGAAGAACACAAACGCCAAAUUCAAAGCAGCCUGGGAGAGCUCAGAGCAAUGGUACGACAAAAAAAUUAAGAAAUCAAAACCAGCCCUGGGGAAAGACCGUAUUGUAGCUAUUUACUAUUACACCUUUGGCAGAGACAAUGCGUAUCUUGAUUUCAAUAAUGCAGUUCGAACCCAGAAAAAUGAGUACACCACCACAUUUGGGUAUCACGCACUUCACUUUCUCCUGACCGACGCCAUUCAAACUCUCAGAGAACGCAGGCUCUCAAACCUCGCUCCGGGAGAGGACGAAUGUGUCACUGGCUACCGCCGUGUUGACAGAACCUUUAACCAAGUCGUCAACACGCAGCUUCGAUUCGGCUCUUUUACCUCAAGCUCAAUGGGUCAGUACAACACGAACGUAGAGAGAUUUGGAGACAAGACGUGCUUUGAGAUUUACACGUGCUUUGGAGCAGAUGUCUCCAUCUUUUCUAAAUUUGAGAUUGAACGCGAAGUGCUGAUUCCUCCUUACGAGGUCUUUAAAGUGGUAGGGGUGAAGAUGAGAUCUGACCAUAAGGAUCUUCCAUGUGAGGUGGAAUAUAAACUCAGGAGCACAGGCACAAGUAGGAAUCUGAAUUGUGAUCUUUUCAAGAAGAAACGUGUGCUGUACCCAGACAUUGCUGUCCCUCUGACAGGUGUUUGUGCUUGA